AUGGCCGAUAACGUUCCCGCUGAGCCCUCAGCUGCUAGCCAGCUCUUGCAACAGCAUGCCACGCACCACGUAACGGUCGAGGAUGUGGUAGACGAAGAGCUCCCACCCAAGUCUGCUGCCAGCACUGAGGCUACCACCACGGAGUCUGCCCCCCCAGCAGCCGCACCAAAUCCUGCGAAGGCCAACAUUGCUACCCAGUCCCGUGAGCUUUUCCCAGAACUCGGGACUGCACCCGCUCCUGUUGCCCGUCCCACCGGUAUCUGGGCCAAGAGAACCGGUGCCAAUGGCACAAGCGAAAGCAAUGGCACUCCUACAACAUCUGCACCUCCCUCCGGUGCAACGACUCCUACUCCCCUGGCUGUCAGGGGCCCUGCGAAUAUCUCGAUCCCAGGCCGCAAUGUUGAGUACACGCUUUUGGAACCUCAACACGUGCUUCCUCGUGCCCAGCUGAAGAAACCCCUGCCAGACAUCGCCAAGGACUUUAACCGUAGGUCGCGGGCACCUAUCAAGGUCAGCACCAUGGCGGAUGGCAAGGUCAGGGUUGAGGCUACUGGCGCCCAGGAUAUUGCGACCCAGGCUCUGAAGGACUUCAUCAACCAGAUCGGCACUAAGCUCUCCAUCAAGGUGUCGAUUCCCCGUUCUACCAGGGCCCAUGUCAUCGGCAAGGGCGGUUCCACCAUCAAGGCCCUGCAGGAGAAGACUGGCGCCCGGAUCCAGAUGCCUAGGGUAGAGGAUGCUCCUGCGGCCGCUGAGGAUGAGGACGAUGACAGCACGAUCGAUGUUUUGAUCGAGGGCAACUCCCAGCAGGCUGCUGCUGCCCGUAACGCCAUUUUGAAGAUUGCUGGUGAACGGGCUGCCAACGUCAACACACGCCUCAAGGGCAUCCCUGCCGAGUUCUUUCCCUUCAUUGCCAAGAACGGCCUGAUCAGCAGCCUGGAACAGGGUAAAGAUCUUCAGGUCCAGGUGCCUUCGCACCCCGUCCGGGUGCCUCACCCGCCAGAGGCGCCUCAGGGUGGACAGCCUCCCGUCUUCUAUCCCGCUGUUGACAACUUCAUCCAGCUCACUGGUGAGCGCGAUGCUGUCAGGGCUGCCAAGGAGCAGAUUGAAAGACGUGCCGAGGAGCUCCGCCAGCAACUCGCCGUCGACCAGUUCUCUCUCAACAAGGGACGUCAUCAGUUCAUUGUUGGCGAUAAGGGCAUUCCUCAGGAUCAGUUCUUCGACCAGACCGGAUGCAUUGUUGUCUUGCCCGCCGACGAUGAGGACGAGACCGUCACCAUUAUCGGGCCUUCUGACAAGAUCACUCCCGCCUCCGACGUGGCUAUGGAUCUCGCUAUGAACAUGCAGAGCUCCAACCUUGAUAUCACUCGUUACUUCCGCCAGGUUCCUUCUGCUGCUGCCCAUGCCCGCAACGUCACCCGCUAUCUCCGCGAGAGAAAAGAGAUUGAGCGUCUGGAGAAGCUGCACCAUGUGCACUUCAACACUCCUUUCAAUGCCAACGGCGCUCUUCCUUGGGAGCUCUAUGCUCGUGAUGGCAAGAAUGCUAUCCGGGCUUCCAACGAAGUCAAGGGCAUCGUCGAGGGCCACCCUCCAGCCCGCAUUGCGACGGCUGCGGUCGACCCCUUCUUCCACGCCUACCUGCAGAAGGAGGCUAGACCCAAGGUUAGACAAGAUUAUGGUGUCCACCUUGUGAUCCCCCAAGGCUCUGAGGCCGACUCCCCUCUUCUUCUUGUCUACGAGGGCCGCACAAGCCCUGAUUCCUACGAGAUUCCUCGCGCUCAGCCCAGCCAGGCCGAUCUGCUCGAAAUGCAAAAGUGGCUCAGCGAGGCCCAAGCCUAUAUCACUGGCUUGAUCGCCAAGCAGGAUCCCUUGACUGCCGCUACCAUGGAAGUUCCCACCAAGUUCCAUGAGAAGUUGCGCAGAUUCAUCAAGAAGGAGCAGGAGAAUCGCCCCGAGAACCAGAUCCCUGUGCGCGUGUCGAACACUGGGUCGAUCAUCAACUUCCGAGGUCCUAGCUCUGCCGUGGAGUCGCUUGUGGCUAAGUGCCAGGCCUUCAUUGAACAGGAGAAGGAGGACGAGAAGGAGCGCGGGUUCAUCUUGGAGUUUGAAUUCCCCCAGAAGUUUGCCAACCACCUCAUUGGCAAGGGUGGAAGCAACAUUCGGGAACUCCGCGACAAGUUCGACGUUGAUAUCCAGGUCAAUGACGGGAAGGUUCAGCUCAAGGGUCCCAAGGCCAAGGCCGAGGCCGCCAGAGCUCAUAUCUCUGCUCUCGGCCGUCAGCUCCAGGACGAGGCUACUCACGUUUUGAAGAUCGAGCCCAAGUUCCACCGCGAGCUUAUCGGCGCCCAGGGCGCCCAGAUCAACCGUCUCCAGACCCGCUACAAGGUCAUCAUUAACUUCCCUCGCACUGCUAAGCCUGCCAAGGACGACGAAUCCGUUGCGGAUUCGAGCGAUGCCGGGAAGCACCGUCGUCAACAGGCCCCUGAUGAGGUCAUCGUUAGAGGUCCCAAGCGCGGAGCUGAUGAGGCCCGUGAUGAGAUUCUCUCGCUGUUGCAGUAUCUCAAGGAUACCUCCUUCACCGACUCUAUCACUUUCCAGCAGAAGCAGCUUCCUUCCUUGAUUGGAUCUGGAGGAGCUGUGUUGGAGCAGCUUCGCCAGUCCAGUGGUGCCAGGAUUGACAUCCCCAGCGCCAAGGAAGAUGCUGACGCUGAGGUUGAGAUCCAGAUCAAGGGUACCAAGGCCCAGGUUGCUGCUGCCAAGAAGGCUCUUCAGGAGAAGAAGGCCGUUAUGCCCUUUGAAAAAUGUUUACUGACGGUUACAGGUGCCAAUCUGCGGGACAUCGUCGUCAAGGCUGGCGGUUCCGAUGACCGCCGCGAGCUUGCCCGCGCCAUUCAAUUCCCCAAGCAGGAUACUGACGGAAACACUAUCAAGGUCGAGGGCCGCACCGAGGUUGUCGACAAGAUCAUUGCGCAGAUCCAGGCUAUUGUGUCGGAGCGCGAGAGCCAGGUUACCGAGGUUCUCGAGGUGCCUGUUGAGAAGCACAGAUCUUUGAUUGGCCGCGGCGGUGACAUCAAGCGCGGUCUUGAGAACCAAUUCAAGGUCUCGAUUGAUAUUCCUCGCCAGGGAAGCGGUCAGACUGGUGUCAAGAUUGCCGGCCAGGCUCCCGAUGUUGAGAAGGCCAAGGCUCACAUCGAGUCUCUGGUCAAGGAGCAGCAGGGCGAGACUGUGCAGGUUCCUCGUGCUCUCCACCACGCCGUCUCAAACAAUGGUCAAAUCUUCCGCAAGUUCAGAAACGAUUUCGGUGUUACUGUCGACCAUGCUGGCCAGGCCGUCCCACCCAGACCUGCGGCUCCAGAUGCCCGCUCCAACGGUGCCCUUCCUUUGAUCACUGACGACGAGGAAACCACUGCCGAUGCUCACUCCUGGAAGGUUGUCGAAAGCGGAUCGUCGUCCGAGGAGGGUGAGAUUCCAUGGGUCCUUCGCGGCUCCCCUGAAAGCAUCGAGAAGGCCAAGAAGGCCAUCGAGGCUGCGCUGGAACAGGCCAAGAAGCAGGAUGCCACAGGCUACUUAAUCCUGCCUGAUCCCCGCACGUACCGCUUCGUUAUUGGUCAGGGCGGCAGCAAGGUCAACUCCAUCCGCAAGCAGAGCGGUUGCAAGAUCACCGUUCCCCGUGACCAAGCUAAGGGUGAGGCCAUCGAGGUUGUUGGCAGCAAGGAGGGUGUUGAGAAGGCCAAGGAUUUGAUUCUGGCUGCCGUUAAGGAAGGUAUUGCCAGCAGAUCUGCGCCUAGGGAGCAGUAA
Podospora anserina S mat+ is the source of this 3795-nucleotide messenger RNA. RefSeq lists its product as uncharacterized. The transcript has 2 exons. The record is from RefSeq and is a predicted model, not a curated record. NCBI's taxonomy places the organism in Eukaryota, Fungi, Ascomycota, Sordariomycetes, Sordariales, Podosporaceae. Gene Ontology annotation, biological process: nuclear division. Gene Ontology annotation, molecular function: mRNA binding. Gene Ontology annotation, cellular component: cytoplasm; nucleus. The coding region runs from base 1 to 3795 and encodes 1264 amino acids.